GUGGGUUUGCCUGGAAAUUGUGCAUGAUAAGUUGGCAUUUUCUUGUAGAUCAUACCCAUUUUAAAAUUGUGAUUGAGCGGCUUCAAGAAAUUGCUGCUGAGGAAAAGCAUAACUCCAACUUGGAUGAUUCAGUUGACUUGGCAGACGAGGAUCCAGCAGAGACGGCAACUCCUGAAACCAAUGAAGAAGUUACAAAAUAUGAACAGACUGAGGAAGGAGAAAUUGAGAUUAUGGAAACAGAUGUUCCUGAGGUUCAUAGUCCUGUAAAAUCUGACAAUAGUGAAGAUGACUGUUACAGAUGGAGUCAAUAUAAAAGUGAACUGUAAAUAUCAAAGGCAAAGAACACCGACUCUUGCUGGUUCUAUUCGUUAUUGAUAUAUCAUUGUUUUGUUUUGCUUUGCAGUUCAAUAAGCUUAUAAAAGAAAUUGAU
Messenger RNA from Ilex paraguariensis (yerba mate), 430 nucleotides. Lineage: Eukaryota; Viridiplantae; Streptophyta; Magnoliopsida; Aquifoliales; Aquifoliaceae. The record is from the annotation of a GenBank genome assembly.